Molecule: messenger RNA, 4328 nt
Organism: Trichosurus vulpecula (common brushtail)
Lineage: Eukaryota; Metazoa; Chordata; Mammalia; Diprotodontia; Phalangeridae
Product: zinc finger protein 268-like
Exons: 6
Coding region: 428-2776 (782 amino acids)
Biological process (GO): negative regulation of transcription by RNA polymerase II
Molecular function (GO): DNA-binding transcription repressor activity, RNA polymerase II-specific
Source: RefSeq, a predicted model, not a curated record
GGGGACCGUUUUUCCGGGUGUCAGGAGGCUGAAGCCGGGUCCCUUCCAGGAGACCAGACUCGCAGCCCGGGGCUCCCGGGGCGGCUCGAGGGGCUGAGCCAGCGCGGUCUGCGUCUGUGAUUUCUUGGCCCCUCCUGCUGCCUCCAGAGUUUCAGUUCUGAGAUGACGGUGGGAAUCUGAGCCCCAGAGGGAAGAUCCCAGCUAGAGUGAUCUUGCUUCUGAGCCCCCAUUAGCUGGAUUGGGAAGUGAAGGUGUUGGAGCCCUUCCUAUACAAAAAGGAAUCCCCCCAGGAGACAGUGCCUACCCUGAAAUCUGAGUGCAGGCCUGAGACCACUUUGUGAGGAGAAGGCCCUGGCACUUCCUGGGGGCCAGCGAAGGACUCCUGCUCAUCCUGCCUGGGCAGGGAGGACUCAGCAAGGACAGGACCAUGGACAACUUGGCCCUUGUGCUUGGGGAGAGAGACAGGAGGACUGAGCAUGGAAUGUCUUCUCGAUUCCUCCCAGCCAGGUUUCAGGAAACGGUGACUUUCAAGGAUGUGGCUGUGGACUUCACCUGGGAGGAGUGGAGAUACCUGGAGCCUACCCAGAGGGCGCUGUAUAGGGACGUGAUGUUGGAGACCUAUGAGAACCUCAUGUCCCUGGGGCUUCCUGUUUCCAAACUGGAUGUGAUGUCCCUGUUAGAGAGAAACAUACAAUGGAUGCCAGAGGGAGAAGUUUCCAGAGGCUCUCAUACAGGUAAGAACCUUUCUAAGUACAAGCUGAAGAAGCACUUCAGUUACCAUUCAGAUCUAAUUAAAUUUUAUAGAAUACAUGCUGGAGAAAAGUUACAUGAACACAAUGAAUGUGGAAAACUGUUUGGGAGAAGAUCAAAUGUUAUUGAACAUCAAAAAAUCCAUAUUGGAGAGAAACUCAAGUGUAAUAACUAUGGGAAAACCUUUAGCAGCAGGGGGAGCUUGAUUAAAGAGAAGAAAAUUGAGACUAGAAAAAAAUCCUUUGAAUGUGAUGAAUGUGGGAUACGCUUCAGCUGGAGGUCAAACCUAAUUAGACAUCAGAGAACUCAUACUAGAGUGAAACCCUUUGAAUGUAAUGAAUGUGGAAAAACUUUCAGUGAGAGGGCAUCUGUUACUAGACAUCAAAGAACUCAUACUGGAGAGAAACCCUUUGAAUGUAUUGAAUGUGGGAAAUUUUUCAGCAGGAGGGAACAACUCAUUACUCAUGAGAGAACUCAUACUGGAGUGAAACCCUUUCUCUGUAAUAUAUGUGGGAAAGCCUUCAGAGAGAGCCAAGUACUCAAAGGCCAUCAGAGAACUCAUACUGGGGAGAAACCAUUUGAAUGUAAUCAAUGUGGGAAGGCUUUCAGUUGGAAAGGGCAUCUUACUAUGCAUAAGAGGACUCAUACUGGAGAGAAACCCUUUCAGUGUAAUGAAUGUGGGAGAUCCUUCUGUCAGAGGGGGUCCUUUAAUAGACAUCAGAGAACUCAUACUGGAGAGAAGCCCUUUGAAUGUAAUGAAUGUGGAAAAGCCUUCAGUUUGAAAAGUGUGCUCAAAAUCCAUCAGAAAACUCACACAGCAGUUAAACCCUUUGAAUGUAAUGUAUGUGGGAAUGCCUUCAGUGACAGAAGUGUUCUCAAAAGCCAUCAGAAAACACAUUCUAGAGUGAAACCUUUUGAAUGUAAUGCCUGCGGGAUAGGCUUCCGGUGGAGAUCAAGCCUUGUUAUACAUCAGCGAACUCAUACUGGAGAGAAACCUUUUGUAUGUCAUGAAUGUGGGAAAUGCUUUAGUCGGAAGGAAAACUUUAUUAGACAUCAGAAAAUACAUACUGGAGUGAAACCUUUUGAAUGUAACGAAUGUCAAAAAAGUUUCAGUGAGAGCAUAAACAUCACACAUCAUAGAACUCAUACUGGAGAAAGACCCCUUGAAUGUAAUGAAUGUGGGAAAGGCUUUAGCCGGAAGGGAAACCUCAUUAGACAUCAGAAAAUUCAUACUGGAGUGAAGCCCUUUGAAUGUAAUGAAUGUGGGAAAACCUUCAGUGACAGUGCAUCCAUUAAUAGACAUCAAAGAACUCAUACUGGAGAAAAACCUUUUGUAUGUAAUAAAUGUGGGAAAUGCUUUAGUCGGAAGGAAUACCUUAUUAGGCAUCAGAGAAUACAUACUGGAGUGAAACCUUUUGAAUGUAAUGAAUAUGGGAAAAAUUUCAGUGAGAACAUACCCAUCACAUAUCGUAAAACUCAUGCUGGAGAAAGUCCUUUUGAAUGUAAUGAAUGUGGGAAAGGCUUUAGCCGGAAGGGAAACCUUAUUAGACAUCAGAGAAUACAUACUGGAGUGAAACCUUUUGAAUGUAAUGAAUGUGGGAAAAGUUUCAGUGAGAGCAUACCCAUCACACAUCAUAGAACUCAUACUGGAGAAAAACCCUUUAUAUGUAAUGAAUGUGGGAAAGGCUUUAGCCAGAAAGGAAACCUUAUUAGACAUCAGAAAAUUCAUACUGGAGAGAAACCCUUUGAAUGUAAUGAAUGUGAGAAAGUCUUCAGCCGGAGGGAACAACUUAUCGCCCAUGAGAGAAUUCAUACUGGACUGAAACCCUUUCUGUGUAAUGUAUGUGGGAAAGCCUUCAGUGAGAGCCAAGGGCUCAAAAGGCAUCAGAGAGCUCAUGCUGGAGAGAAACAAUUUGACUGUAAUCAAUGUGGGAAAGCCAUCAGUUCAAGCAGUGUUCUCAAAAGCCACCAGAGAAUUCAUACUGGUGAGAAACCUUUUGAAUGCAGUGAAUGUGGAAAGGUGUAAUGCCGAUGCAAUUGGCACAGCCACAGCAGCUGCUAUGAAUAUGCAGACGUAUUUCCAGGUAGAUUGGCAAAAUAUAAUAAACUCUUUUCCUCCAAGACAAAACCAAAAUAUUCAGAUACCAGAAAGCAAAAUCGACCAUGGUAACAAAAAAGUUUGUACAUGUCACCAAUCCAGGGAGUACUGACAUCUCUUUAAGUUAAGCCUCCCCACAAACAAGUUCUCCCAGGAAAAUUCCUCCCUCUCUCACACUAACUUCUAUCCCUCAGCUCUACCUCACUCUCACUUCCUGCUUCUUCCUGUUGAGCAAGCUCCUCCCACAAUGGGCUCCACGUGACUUAGGCUCCAUGUGACACAGGAUGUAACGCAGCUGUCAGCUGGGCCAGAGCUCAAAGCAGGUCAUAAAGGCUGCUUAAUGGAUGGGAAAGAUCUUUCUAUUCCAUUAACAUUACAGAGGGCCUUCAGUUCAAGUAAUGGACUCAAAAACCAUCAGAGAACUCAUACAGGAGAGAAACCUUUUGAAUGCAAUGAAUGUGGGGGAGCCUUCAGUUCAACUAAUAUUCUCAAAAACUGUCAGAGAAGUUAUUCAUACAAGAGUGAAACAUUUGAAUGUAGUCAAAAGUGAAGGCCUUUACUGAUGAUAUUCUUAAAGCUCACCAGAGAACUCAGCACUGGAAAGAAACCCAUUGAAUUUAAUGAACAUAGCAAAGGAUUCAAGUGGAGGACAAACCUAAUUAGGAAUCAGUGAACGCAUAUGGAAAGGAACCUUUUGUAAUAAAUGUGGGAAACACUUCAUUGAGAGCAGACACACUAUAUCAGAAUUCAUUGUUGAAAGAUUAAUAUGGGAAAGGCUUCAGCUGAAGUGAAAAUCUUAUUAGAUAAACAUCAAAGGACAUGCUAUAAAGAGAAAUCCUUUGAAUGCAGGGAAUACUUUAGUACCAGGAGAACAAUUUAUAUAACAGCUAUUAAACUGUGAAAGAAAAUUACCUCUAACAAUUUCAGAAAUCAAUGUGGUGAUCAUUCAUCACUAUAGAAGCAAAAUGUUGAAGCAUUCUGCCCACCCCUUGGUACAAAAAUGAUGGACCUACUGCAGGGGUUUGGGCACAGCAGGGUUUGUUGCCUAUUUUGUUGUGGCCUAAAACCUGAGAAUAGUUUUUACAUUAUAAAAUAAAAUUUCAUUGUAUUUUAAAAUAUAUAAACUAUCCUUAACUAGAUCUGUACAAAAGCAGCUGGUGGGCCUUUCAAGGGCCAAAAUUUGCUGACCCCCUGGACUAAAAGUUCAGAAGUUUUCAGAUAUGAGUGAUGUUAAUUUAUUUUACUUAAUUAUAUUUGUUAAAAGAGACCCCUUACCUUGCAUGAGAAAUGUUGUGGAGGAGGGUAUAGGUGGAUACUGUUACAAAAAAAGGAAAGAAAAGUGUCUAAAACAAUUAAAAGUACACAGAAUUAAGCAUAAUGUAUUCUGACAAGGAUAGAUUUGUUACUGUUCUGUUAAAUUUAAUAUUCACUUAAAGUGUACAUAAUAGUUUACAUACUCAUGUAAAUUCUUUUUCCUUUG